AUGGGGAUGGAAGUGGCGAGGUUUGCGGCUCUUGGGAGGGGGGGUGGCGGGGUUGGUGGCUCAUGGAAGGGGAGGAGUGAGGAAAGGAAGGGUGGGCGGGUGUCAGCAUCUGCGCCUCUGCCCGGCGCCUCGUGCGCCUCUGCCCGGCGCCUCGUGCGCCUCUGCCCGGCGCCUCGUGCGCCUCUGCUCGGCGCCUCGUACGCCUCUGCCCGGCGCCUCGUGCGCCUCUGUCCGGAGCCUCGUGUGCCUCUGCCUCGCCCCGCGCGCGCCCUACUGCCCCGCGCGCCCUGCGCCCUCUGCUUCCCCACGCCCCACGCGCCUCUGCCCUGA
Closterium sp. Naga37s-1 is the source of this 330-nucleotide messenger RNA. The record is from the annotation of a GenBank genome assembly. Lineage: Eukaryota; Viridiplantae; Streptophyta; Zygnematophyceae; Desmidiales; Closteriaceae.